UUCCUCCAUUAAGGAUGAACUCAUCAGCAUUAACUAUUCAGAAUCCAUUGCUAUUGCUUGAUAUUCUCUAUUUGAUCGGGGACUAUCUAAAGCGAUGGGACUUAAAAAACUCUAUUCUCGUUUGCAAGGAAUGGCACAGAGUAUUUAUCCAUUUCUUAUGGAGAAAAAUUAAUCUUGAAAAAUUAAGUCAUGAACAACAACUCCUAUUGUCCGCACCAAUAUUGCGGAAAUACUCCAAAAUGAUCAAAAAAACCACCGUAAUCGUCACUCACUUCGUAGAGGGACCAGGAUCAACAAUUCUCGAGCUUUGUAAUAAUGUGGUGGAGUUUACAGGGGACACGUACCAUCCAAGGAAUUGGCAAAGUCAGGCUCAAGCGCUCAUCAACUUCUUUGUGCGAAACACCAAGCUUCGAUCUGUGACCUUUUGGACAAUGCCUGGGAACGAACACAGCUUGUGGAGCAGCUUGAUCGACACAAUGGCUCAACUUAAUCGCCUCACAGAGCUCGACCUUACUUUUGCGAAAAUGGAUCUAAAGAUGGCGAAAUUCCUGACAUCACUAUCUUCAACCCUGACACGGCUUAGAUUGACUUAUGGGGGUUCGACUGAUGGAGUUGUAGUCAAUGAUCAUUUUAAGAAUGUAUUCUUCAAGAGCCUCAAGUCAAUUACAUUCGGAGCAAGUGGCACUAUGGACCUCUUCUGGAUAUUAACAGCACAUUCUCCAUCUUUGAAGAAAGUAGCAUACUACAGCGAGUGGAGCUCCUUCAAAGAGGAGGAAUUCCCAAGAAGCGGAUUCUUCGCUGGAACAGCAGUCCAUAGCCUUGGUUUAAGGGGAGGACAAGCACAUUAUGUAAAUGGAUAUCCUGAAUGCAAGCCAACGGAUCUGACACUUUCCAAAGUUCUUGAUCGAUGUGAGCAUAUCGAUGUCCUGAGCAUGCGCACAACAGGGUUCGGUCCAAGGUGUUUUUCUUCGCUUAUGAACCAUAAGCUCUAUCUAACGGAGCUCAGUCUAAUAUCUAACCCCAAGUUCACAAGUACCAUGGCUCAAGAGUGUCUCUCCAAUAUGGAAUGCUUGGUUACGUUCUGUUUUGAUGCCAUAACAGCUUCUGAUAUCGUUGAUGGUCUUGAUAAUGGGAAACCAUGGCUUUGUAAAAGAUUACGGUUUCUUAAAACAAGCAUCACUGGAUUACCAUCAAUCAUGGAAAUUUUAGACAAGAGCGAUGAAAGCUACGGGGUCAUGCGAUCAAUGCAUCUAAAAGUGUUUGAGCAACUCUCGGCUCUGGUGAAAUUAGAAACUUUGGACCUUUCGUAUCCUCCUCAAUAUCAUGGAUCUACUUUCCGACACGUUAAUCAGACCGACGGAGUAUGGUUCUCACUCGAAGCAGGACUUGAAAAGUUGGAAUCAUUAAACCAAUUGAAAACACUCGCCACCCACCGUGUCAAUCAAAAGAUGACAGUAGAGGAUGCCCAUUGGAUGAAGCAACAUUGGUCGGACGAGUUUACACUUUAUGUGGCAGACCAUCUAGGGUGCAAUUAUCAAGAAGAAGAUCCAGAAAUAACAGAAGAGAUUUGGGAAACCAUAACAGUACUAUGCCCCACCUAGGAGUAUGCAUUCUUUCUUAGAGGUAGAAGUGAGUGCUACUUGGAAGAGAGAAAAAAAAGAAUUAUUUAUAGCAAAAAAAAAAAAUUUUUUUUCUUUUUUUUUU
Lobosporangium transversale is the source of this 1704-nucleotide messenger RNA. RefSeq lists its product as hypothetical. The record is from RefSeq and is a predicted model, not a curated record. Lineage: Eukaryota; Fungi; Mortierellomycota; Mortierellomycetes; Mortierellales; Mortierellaceae. The transcript has a single exon. Bases 15 to 1601 code for a protein of 528 amino acids.